Fusarium verticillioides 7600 is the source of this 927-nucleotide messenger RNA. RefSeq lists its product as hypothetical. The record is from RefSeq and is a predicted model, not a curated record. The transcript has a single exon. NCBI's taxonomy places the organism in Eukaryota, Fungi, Ascomycota, Sordariomycetes, Hypocreales, Nectriaceae. Bases 1 to 927 code for a protein of 308 amino acids.
AUGGAGUUCUUGAGAAGUCUGGAGGAUUCGGAGCGAACCAAAUCUAGCAAGCGUUCCAGCUUGACUUCGCUUUCUGGCAACAAGAAUAUUCUGGCUGGAAAAUUCGGUGACGCAUUUAAGCGAUUUGAAGGCAGCUCCCCCAACAAUGGAAGAAUCCCUUCGCCAGAAAGGGAUAUGGCACGUCGUGAUCUCACUCCUAUCGCGGGCUCUGAGGCAACUGAUGGACGUAGUGAUGAUGGUCAUUUCCACGACGACGAGGAUCGCAUGACACCUGAAAUGAGGCGGGAAAUGGAACGACUGAAGCUCCAGGAGGAGGAACAGCGCGUGGAAGCAGCACAAGCCGAAUAUCGAAAGCGGGUUGCUGCAGGACAACGCGGACCACCAGUUCCGCCUAAGAGUAUCGGGGGAGUUUCCCGAGCUGUCAGCAUUCAGAACAGGGUUCAGAGUCUCUUGAAUGAAGACCAAAAGCCGGCCAGCAUUCAAAGAACUGCCCAAGGUUACGGAAAGUACACUGAUGUUCCGGAGACUGGCAACAAGCCCGAUAAGCCUCUUCCUGGAGUUCCCAAGAAGCCCUUGAUGGUGGCAAAAACACGGGUCGAAUCACCUCAAGCACGAGGUCCUUCUUCGACAUCUACUGCACCCCCAGCUCUUACAUCCAAACCUCCGGCGAAACCCCCAGCUCCAAAGAAGCCAGUGCAUCUCAAUAGUCUGCCUACUGGCCAACGACCAUCAUCACCCCAAAAGCCCACACGGGCCCAAACAUCGACGGAAGAGCUGAUUGAGUUUCCCAGACACCAAAUGGUGGACAUGACAGCUAAAGAGAAGGAUGAUUAUAUUCAGGACUUUUCCAAAAGGUUCCCCAGUCUAGGUUCGAUCGAAAUGGUCGAGCGAGAGAUUGGGGGCCAGAACGGAGGAUCAAGCCGGUAA